UUUAUUCUCAUUCCACAGGUCUUGUCUUUAAGUCACGGACGAACGAGCAUCAAAAAUCGCAGACAUGGACUUGAUGAAGUGUGAUAAAUGCGUCAAUAGAGCGCUCCCAGCGACAUGUUGUUGGCAUCUUUUCGGGCAGUGAUGCAGACUUUUCCAGCGUCUUCUUUUCGUCAUCGAUAGCACUAAAAACACAAGGCAACCAACCAAAGGACGGGUGAGGUAGGUAGGGUGUAGGUAGCCAAUCAGAAAGGCUUCGUCGUUGCGGACAGCGUGAACGGCUGCCAAAUACUUUGAUGCAACGCCGAAAGUAAAAUUAAACUUCCUCCACCACCCCUGGCAGGAGAGCUACCGUAUCCCGCCUCGUCACACGGUGAGCCCUUUCUUAGUUGUGAGGACACGUCAGGAGAGACGGAAGAAUAUUGAUGUUCGGCUCCGGUUCCAGUACUACCAAUCGCCAUGCAUUCGACGUACGUCAAAAUGGCCAUGGAUCGCCAACGGGCGGAGCUCCGGAACCGAAGACACCGUCGGCUAAGAACAGCCAUGGCGUUCCAAAACAAAGUGAAAGAUUGCUGCCGGAAGGUCACCGCCUUCUUCUUUACGCAAAUCGGAGUUUGUGGACUUAUUGUCGGAUACACAAUAGUUGGCGCCUUCAUGUUUAUCGCCUUAGAAGCGGAAGCCAGACAUCCUUUGACACAGGAAGUCAUUAUUCGACGCCGAUCCUGCGUCGACUACCUGUGGAACAUUACUCAUCACCUCAAUGUCCUGAAUUACGACCAAUGGCGCCAGGACGUCAAUCGCACCGUUUUCGAGUAUCAAACGCACAUGGUGCGUCACAUCCGGCGAGGUUACGACGGUACCGACGAAAAUCCCUUAUUAAUGCGCUGGACCAUUCCGGCCGCUUUAAUGUAUUGCAUCACCAUUUACACGACCAUCGGUUACGGUAAUUUGACACCGAGAACAGCUGGCGGCAAACUAGCCACCGUUUUUUACGCCCUCGUCGGCAUCCCGUUGAUGCUCCUCUACAUGGCCAACGUCGGCGAUAUUUUGGCGACGUCAUUCAAAUUUACCUACCAGAAAAUGUGCAAGUGCCCCAAACGACGGAGGAGGGGUCAAUUGACGUCGACAAAUGAACUCGAAGUUGCGAUUCAACAGCCGCCCAAAGAGAAGCGAAAGAAACCGAAAGGCAAUAGCGCCAUUGAGCCAGCCAUGGCUGUAUCGGUCGUUCCGGUGGAAACUGAAGCGGAAUUAGGUCCGAAUGUUUUCGAGCCGCAAACUGUUUCCGUCACCAGUUGUUUGGUCGUCAUCAGCAGUUUCGUCAUCGGCGGCGCCAUCCUCUUCAGCAUCUGGGAGGAUUGGGGCUAUGUGGAUGGCUCCUAUUUCUGUUUUACUAGUUUAUUAACGAUCGGUUUCGGGGAUUUCGUUCCCGGUCAGACGAUUGCCCAUUCGCAAGACGCCGUCGACAGUAAACUCAUCAUUUGCGCCGUUUAUCUUUUGCUGGGCAUGGCUUUACUGGCCAUGUGUUUCAAUCUGAUGCAAGAGUCUGUUUUCAUGAAAAUCAAACGACUAGGACGCCGGCUUGGCUUACUCAGAGACAGAGUUGCAUCCUGAUACACAAUAAUAACACUGCCGUCUAUUUAUUGGAUUUUUUUUUUUAAAGCUAUCUUUAUAUACAUAUAUUUAAUCUUUUUUUUUGUUUUUUUUCGUCAUAUGUUGUUGUUGUUGAAAAUGUAUUUAUAACAAUUUCCAUAUGUGCCACGUUGCAAUAUAUCAAAGGACACUGUUAA
Messenger RNA from Daphnia carinata, 1784 nucleotides. RefSeq names its product TWiK family of potassium channels protein 18-like. Bases 457 to 1608 code for a protein of 383 amino acids. Gene Ontology annotation, biological process: stabilization of membrane potential; potassium ion transmembrane transport. NCBI's taxonomy places the organism in Eukaryota, Metazoa, Arthropoda, Branchiopoda, Diplostraca, Daphniidae. The transcript has 11 exons. Gene Ontology annotation, molecular function: potassium ion leak channel activity. Gene Ontology annotation, cellular component: membrane. The record is from RefSeq and is a predicted model, not a curated record.